Molecule: messenger RNA, 2600 nt
Organism: Carassius gibelio (silver crucian carp)
Lineage: Eukaryota; Metazoa; Chordata; Actinopteri; Cypriniformes; Cyprinidae
Product: L-threonine 3-dehydrogenase, mitochondrial-like
Exons: 9
Coding region: 353-1432 (359 amino acids)
Biological process (GO): L-threonine catabolic process
Molecular function (GO): L-threonine 3-dehydrogenase activity
Source: RefSeq, a predicted model, not a curated record
AGUAAAGCCCCAGCUCAGCUAAACUCACCCACACAAUAUAAAUCCGGAGUGGGCAGCCCGUCAGCAAGUUCUUGUAACGCUCACGCGACCGUACGUGCUAGUUUUAGGAUACAACUACAUUUCCCAGCAUUCUCUGCUCCGGCAGCUUGUUUAUCCAAUGGUCAUUCGAUGCGCUCCGCCUGACAACCAAUCGGACAGUAAUCUCUUAAUUCUAACGGUUAAAUACCAUGAAAAUCCCUAUUAUCAGCCCUAUUUACUUACUACAUUUUCCACCUCCGGAUACGCAACAGCAAUGUUGUGAUUUUGAUGCAAGACACGUGUUUCACAUCACCACGGAUUUCAAGUUUUGAAGAUGCUGUCAGGUGUCCGCUCGUUGUGUAGAGGUUGGUCGGGUCGCAGCAUGAGUUUAUCGCCGCGUCAGAUCAACCGAUGGCCGAGCAACGAGUCCUCCGAGCCUCCUACGGACAGUCCUCGAGUCCUCAUCACAGGUGGCCUGGGACAGCUUGGAGUUGGACUAGCUGAAAUGCUGAGGAAGCAGUAUGGAAAGGAAAACAUCAUCCUGUCAGACAUUAGGAGGCCUCCUGCUGAAGUUUAUAACAUGGGUCCAUUUGUAUAUGCUGACGUGCUGGACUAUAAAAACCUGAGGGAAUUAGUUGUGAAUAACAGAAUCACCUGGCUGGUGCAUUACAGUGCAUUACUCAGUGCUAUCGGGGAAGCUAAUGUGGCUCUUGCCCGAACCAUCAACAUCACAGGACUGCAUAAUGUGUUAGAUCUGGCUCUGGAGAACUGCUUGCGACUGUUUGUUCCCAGUACCAUAGGAGCAUUCGGGCCUUCAUCUCCCCGUGACCCAGCACCUGACCUCUGUAUCCAGAGACCUCGCACCAUUUAUGGGGUUUCCAAAGUCCAUGCAGAGCUGAUGGGGGAAUAUCUCCACCAUAAAUAUGGCCUGGAUUUCCGAUGCUUGCGAUACCCAGGAGUCGUUUCUGCCCACACCAAGCCAGGAGGAGGCACUACUGAUUAUGCUGUUCAGAUAUUUCAUGAUGCCCUCAGCACCGGCCAACAUGAAUGUUACUUGCGCUCCAACACUCGGCUUCCCAUGAUGCACAUAUCUGACUGUCACAGGGCCACCAUUGAGUUCAUGCAGGCCCCUGAAAGCCAACUUUCCCUGCGUACUUACAACAUCGCAGCCAUGAGCUUCACACCUGAAGAAGUGGCAGAAGAGAUUCGCAAACACCUGCCCCACCUGAGGGUCACGUACAAUCCUGAUACCAUCCGGCAGACUAUUGCGGACAGCUGGCCAGUGCGGUUUGAUGACUCUAAUGCACGUCAGGACUGGGGCUGGAAGCCUGCGUAUGGCCUGUCAGAGCUGGUCACAGACAUGCUGGCCUCCAUCCGUGAAAAAAGAACCAAUGCAGGACUACCUGUCAGCUAGCAGGUCUUCUCAGGGACUGAAACACAGAUCACCAGCACCUUUCCAGUACAUUUCCAAACUCAUUUAUUUCAAUUUUGGUAGCUGUUUCUUUAGACCAGGACUGUCCAUCAGUUAGAGAACUGCUGACACUGACGGUCCUCUAAAUAUGUAUGCUUGUUAAGAAAACAUGUUAACCAACAGUGAUAACUCACAUUCUCUCACCGCUCAGGAGUCUUUGUCUUUCUUCUCUGUGAUCUGUUCUUACAUCGUUUUUAAGUUGUCAUGGGAUAGGAGAAAACAAGGACAGUAUAAUAAUUAUAAUAAUAAUAAUAUUGCACACAUUAGAGAUGAAACUGUACAAUUGAAUUAUUUUAGAGAAAUCAUACAUAAUAUUAAAAUAACAAGGUCAGCACUGAGAAAAAUUCUGGCUUGGCCAAACUUCAAUAAUCUGAUGUUAUAAUUAAAACUCUUGCUUUCCUAAUUGUAACCAAUCAUAACAUUCUUCUUGGGAGGGGCUGAAUUUUGACCACUCCAUGUAUUGGGCACAAGAAGAUUGUGUCUCAGUUUGAACACAGCCAAGGGCAGAAAAUACCUUAAACCACUACUCCCUUUAGUGCUACUCAAAAAACUGCCUUUUUUUCCAGCUGCUAUCGCUGAGGAAAUCACAGUUGCCUGAAUUUUGGGUUCUGUUAAACCCACUUUUGUCUGUAUUGCUUUUUUUUUUAUUUAGGGUCAGUUAUCAAAGGUCUCUGGGUUCACAAUGCAUAGUGUGAUGGUGUGAAUUAAGUACUUAAUCGCUCAGCAUUGGUGAUGUAUUAUAAUAUACUGUUAAGAGUUUUUUUUUUUUUUUUACCAGUUUUUGUUAACUCAGAAGAGCAGAACCACUGGAUAAAACACCCAAAGCAGCCUUGCAAUAGUUAAGGGGCUGUUCUUUGGCCUUGGACUGUCUGAAAGUCUAAGUCUGCCUUCUGAAUAGGCUACUGGUGCAGGAAAUUUAUAUAUAUAUAUAUAUAUAUAUAUAUAUAUAUAUUACUCACUUUUCUUCCAAAGCAAGUGUGAUUUCGGUGUUAAAAGUUGAAUCUGCCUUCAUUUUUAGUUAUUAUUUAACCACAAAGGUUGUCAAUGAAUCUCAUUAAGAACUGGUGGGAAAUUGCAGUGUAUGUCAAAUAAAUGGCUUUAAUACAGCAAA